Molecule: messenger RNA, 471 nt
Organism: Protopolystoma xenopodis
Lineage: Eukaryota; Metazoa; Platyhelminthes; Monogenea; Polystomatidea; Polystomatidae
Source: the annotation of a GenBank genome assembly
GUCGGACAUAUUAUCCUCCGCUCUUUUCCUGCUUAUUCAUCAUGGAAACCGAAUCUCCUCGUCGUAGCUCUCGUUUAUCUUCCUCUCCUAAGGGCAAAGCAGAUGACUGACAACCAUAAUAGUGCCUCAAAUGGUGUGAGUGUUGCCAAACUGAAUGGGAAUUCUAGCGCUGAGCCAAUAUUAAAGAAAGCAAAGUUACAAGAUGGUACUGUGACUUAUAGAUCUUAUCCUUUAGUUGAGAGUAGUGAGGAUUCAUGCGAAAAUGGUGAUAAUAAAGCGGAAAAUGAAUCAGUCGAAAAGGAUGAAGAUCAAAGCGAAUCAUCCGAAGUAGAUAAGAAAAGUGAUGAUGCAGAAGAGGAUGAUGCAGAUGAUGAAAAAGAUGAUGAAAAAGAUGAUGAAAAGGAUGACGAUAAAGAUGAUAAAAGUCCUGUCCCAGAAAAAGAUGAUCCCGAAGUAGCGGCAGAUGAAUGA